AGAGGUGGCAGUGUGAGGGGAGAGGAUUUGCCUUACAUUCUGGGACUUCCCCUCAUCGGUGGAGGUCCAUUCUUUCCUCACAACUACAGUCACAGUGAUAUAGUAGUGUCAAAGACUUUAAUACAGUACAUUAGUAAUUUCAUAACAAAAGGGGACCCAAACGGUGACGCAAUUCCGAACGCACCCACUACAGAAAAUAAGCCAGUAACCCAGGACGAUAACAACAUACCCAGCUUACCAUACUGGGAUACCUACGACACCAUUAACCAAUUCUACUUGGAGUUAAGUAGUCGAGGUGCGGAGAGAAGAGACCAUUACAGGGGACAUAAAAUGUCACUCUGGCUCAAUCUGAUCCCCCAACUUCACCGGCCAGGGGAGGGCGAUGACGUAUCGAUGAGGCACCAUCACUUUCAGGAGGAGGACGAUCAAUAUUACGAUGGUUCCGUAAGACCUCAACUUAAGGAACGUCCCCCGUAUGUUAGUUAUCCGAAUCCACCUCCGACUGUGACAGUUCGCGUGUCAUCAACGGUGACAGCACCUACACCCCCACCACCAAAAUCCGACACUGCUCUACAAGCCACUACUACGGAGUGUCCGCCGAACACUACCAUAAUAAUGCAAACGAAAAAUCCAAACAAUUUGCUAAGGAAACUGGCAUCUAGUCAUUACCAGUCCUACACGACAGCACUGACAGUCACUAUAGCUGUGGGAUGUUUUUUACUUUUGCUCAAUAUUCUCAUAUUCGCUGGAAUAUAUCACCAAAGGGAUAGAGGAAAGAGCAAACAAAAACAAAAAGAAGAGUUGAAUGAACAAGGUAGCUGUAGUACAUCCUCGGCUGAAGCCUACGACAAAGCCUUCGACCCCAACAGGCCAAUGCAACAGUUCAAUUGCAACAAGAGCCCCUACCACACCAUGUCCAGGGUAGGCAGUUUCAAACGGGAGACUGUCCCCAACUUCGUGGGGGACUACAACGGGGACAAACUAUCUUUGGAGGAGGUCCAGAUGACCGAGUUACCUUUGCAGGAGUUCAGUUCGUCGCCUCCGCCAGCUAAGAGGCCUGAAGGUAACCCGCACGUUAUGCCACCUGACGUCACCAGCACCAUAAACAACCCCGACCACCAGCAGCACAGUAGCAGUACCACGACAGCCACAAGCCCUACCAUUCCAGAACCACCUCCCCCACCCAAGGGGCAGCCGCCCGCUUGUGCCUACAACCAGCCAGGGAUACUGCGGUCCCACGGGGUGCCCACCACGCCGGGCACCAUGAAGAAACGGGUACAGAUACAGGAGAUAUCCGUAUGAGUGUCAGAUGUGUUCUAUACACUAGGCACUGUUGUAAAAUAUUAGUUGAUAAUGAUACAUAGGUAUAUACCUAUUAUAUGUACGUAAUUUUAUAUUUGUUUUUGUUGGAGAAAAGGUAUUAUGUUUUAUUGGUUAAUGUCCAAGAUGCGUAAUAUAAUAGUUAUUAUGCAGCUAAUUGGAAAACAGACUGUUUUAUGUAACGAAUGGAGUUGUUGACUUUGAACGAAUAUACAUAAGUUACACAAAAAUACACUCAGCAUAAGAAACGCAAAGGAAACAUUUUUCGUCAAAUUUAAAGUAUUAUGUUUUAUAUAUUUUUAUCCCAAUUUUCAUGAUAUUUUUUAGGAAACUGUAUACAGUGUAAACUGUAUACGGGGUCCAAAUAUUCUGCGUUUUGAACGAUAGAUUUUUGAAGAUAUUUUAAGAACCGAUAUUCCGAAAAUUUAAA
Messenger RNA from Sitophilus oryzae (rice weevil), 1750 nucleotides. Its product is annotated as neuroligin-4, X-linked-like. The transcript has 7 exons. Gene Ontology annotation, biological process: modulation of chemical synaptic transmission; neuron cell-cell adhesion; chemical synaptic transmission. Gene Ontology annotation, cellular component: cell surface; synapse; postsynaptic membrane. The record is from RefSeq and is a predicted model, not a curated record. The annotation marks the transcript as partial. Gene Ontology annotation, molecular function: signaling receptor activity; neurexin family protein binding. NCBI's taxonomy places the organism in Eukaryota, Metazoa, Arthropoda, Insecta, Coleoptera, Curculionidae.